Messenger RNA from Paralichthys olivaceus (Japanese flounder), 2984 nucleotides. It is a transcript of the gene lins1, whose product is annotated as lines homolog 1. NCBI's taxonomy places the organism in Eukaryota, Metazoa, Chordata, Actinopteri, Pleuronectiformes, Paralichthyidae. The record is from RefSeq and is a predicted model, not a curated record.
CACACAUCCGGUGUUAGUGCGUUACUUCUGACGGAGCUCGACGGCCCAUUUGUUGUGGCGCUGCUUCCGCGUGAGUCACGUGGCAGGUGCUCGCGGAAGAGGCAGCAGGGCAGCAACAUGAGUGAGCGCUUUGACUGUCUGACACAUGUGUACAGAUGUUUCCUCUCGGGGUCGCGGCCCAGCCUCGGUGCCGCGCGUGUGGCCGGCGUGAUGUGUGGGCUGGUGGCGUCUCCCGGUGGGGACGGCGUGGACGGCGUGGACGUGACCUGCAUCAGUGUGUCUCUGGUGGAGAUGCUGACCUGCCUGGUGUCUCAGAGGCAGCCUGGACCCGCAGCAGAGCUCACACAGUACUGCGCGGACACCCUGACACUGUUGCUCCGGGACAUGGAUCUCAUGACACAACUGGUGCAUCAUUUCCAGAGUGAGGACCAGAUUGUCUCUCAUCUGGCUGCGAAGAGUGCAUCAUCGUGUGUAGUCUAUCAGCUCCUCAAAUCUGGAACAGUCAGUCCCGUCUGGCAGCAGAAGUGUGUACAGGCAUUUCUCAGCUCACCUUCCGCUGCUGAGUUGGACGCUUGUCUGUGGUCACUGACUGACGUCUUAAAAAGACUCCUCAGAACAGCUCCUCAAGAGAUCCUCUGGAAACUUCUGGCACCUUUUGACUCCAGCCUCAGUGCUUUAUGUUCAAGGUUUCUCCCUGAAAACCAACAGCUUUUGAUGGAGUCCAGCAGCAGAGCCUGGGGAACAACAUUCUGUCUCCUGCUGGACCUGCUGGAGGCGCUGACUGCAUCCAGUUUGAUCUCCGUAGCUGGUCUGAAGAGUCCGAGAUUAGCCCACAUUCACUCCUCAGCGCUCCUGACUGCAGUCAGCUGCUCCUCAGAGUAUUUUGUGAAAAAGCGAGCCCUGCUGCUUCUGAAGAGACUCAUUCUUCAGAAGGCUGGAGAGGACUGGGCUCCAGAAGACGUGCUGUCCGCCAGACAGAGACAUGAGCAUUUCCGCUCUGAUAUGAACAUGCUAGCUCAGACUGUGUUAACAGCGGUGGCUGCUGAUUGGUUGCAGAGUGUCCAAGUGGGGUCUGUCUCUUUCUUUGGGGGGACCAGACACAUCCGAGGGGAUGAUGGUCAGAAACCAGACUGCGUGAUGUUGAGAGGUGUCAGUCUGCUUCUUCUCAAGUCCAUGGAGCUUCAUAUACAAACGGCUGGGAGAACAGCAGAGCAGGACAGUGCCACCGAGGUUUAUGGGUAUCUACAGAGUCUGUGGGGCUUCCUGAGGCGGUGCAGUGUCCAGCUGACAGAAGUCACUCACCUCUGCUGCUGGGUCAGUCUGCUGUUCGGAGAGCAGGACGACGACAUGAUGGAGGCAGCUAAAGCCUUGCUCUCCAUAUUCCUCCAUCACAGACUCUGUUCUGGGGUGGAUGAUUUGGCUGAGCUGGAGGCAGCCUGCUCCUCUGGCUGCAACCCUCACUGCCACUUCCUGCUUCUGCUCCAGAGCGUCUCCUUCGAUCACAGCACCCUCCUCGACUUCCUCAUCUCCUCUGAGACCUGCUUUCUGGAGUACUUUGUGCGGUACCUCAAAUACCUCAAAGCUGACUGGCAGGGUUUCACCGCAGCAUGUGAAAGAGACACAGAGUCCCACUGUCAUGUUUCACUGCAGGAAUCACUUGCUCGCUUAUGCGGUGGUGAUAAACCUGCUCUGACAUUUAAAGUUGAGCCAGAACGUGUUGAAUCUAGCACCUGUGCUCAGCCCACAUGUGUUAUUCCACCAGUGGAAGGGGUCAGUUUGGCCAGUGGGCUUCGCCUUGUGGAGUAUGACAGCUCUGGGGAGUCUGAUCCUGAGAGCAUGGAGAUUUGUGAAGAUGAACCAGGGGCGUCUGUAAAACGGGAAAGAGGUAGAACUCCGCUAUCAACCACACAGAAACAAUCUGAGUCAUGCAACUCAACAGGAUUUCUGAGUGAACCUACAUCAACACGGGAAGCAGAGGGGCUUUCACCGCCAAGGUUACCGAGCAGGCAGAGAUCAUGUAGUCUGUCAGGACAGGGCUCCUGUGAGACAUUAGCCAGAGUGGUCGCCUGUCUGUCGGAGCUCAGAGAGGUGGUGACAAGGCUGCAGACAAAGAAACUCUUCCCCUACAACCCUUCCUCUCUCUUAAAACUCUUAGCAGGAGUUGAGAUGUGUUUCCAGCAAUCACCUCCAUCACAGUUUAAUAAAUGAUAAAAGGCAUAUAUGUGUUUUGUUCUGUUCUGUUCUGUGAGGUGGCGUGGAAGCUAAUCUAAUGGUUUAAAGGUUUUAAUAAAUCGUCUAUUUAUAUAGAGCUUUUCUAGGUUUGAUGACCACUCAAAGCACUUUACAGUACAGUUUAUUUCCAUUCAUCUUUUCUAUGAGGCGCAGUUAUGGGUUCAGUAUUUUAUCCAAUGAUACUUCGGGAUGCAGAUGAGGAAGACUGAGAUCGAACCACCAACCUUCUGGUAAGAGGACGACCACUCAGCCCUUAGCCGCAGCCCAUAAGAGUCGAGUGCAUUUCCUCUGCCUUGUCUGCCAGAAAUGCAAAGAAGAGGGCUGCAGAAGGAUAAUUAAAAUAAUCUCCUUUCCUAACUGCUAUUCCUUGACUCCAAUAGGAAACGUCAUGUGGUCUGGGAAACGUGAAUGAAAAGCAGUAAGGAGUUAGGAAACAAGAUAAUAUUACUCCAUUUACACUUUGUAAGAAACAACUUUAUGACUGAAGAUACACAGACUGUGUGAUACAGUGUUUAACUCUGAGCUGUGCACCCACCGUUAAACUGAGGUUACCUGCUUAAAACCAAAUGACUAAACAGAUGUUUCCAGUUUAUACGGAGGAAACAUUUAGAAUCAGAAUCAGCUUUAUUUAUUGGCCAUGUAUCAAACGCAUACAAAGAAUUUGACUCUGGUUUUUCCGUUGCUCUCAACGUACAGAAAUAGAUAAAUUAAAAAAACAAGGACAAUAAAGCAGAACAAGGUUAAGCAAACAU